AUGUCGCAACAAGACCAACUCAAACAAUUCGCCGCACAAUUCGUCUCCGUGUUUUAUAACUCUUUCGACACAAAUAAGGCGAACUUGGCGAACUUUUUCCAACCAAUGUCGACUCUGACAUUCGAGACUAACACUAUCCAGGGCGCACAAAACAUCCUUCAACAUAUCCAAAACCUCCCUUUCAAACAAACACAACACCAGAUUGCUGUCUUGGACGUUCAACAAGUCCCGGGUUCCGUCCCAAUGUUGUUCAUUAAGGUUAUUGGCCGUUUGACCAUCGACGGAGAGAACCCCCUUCUCUUCACAGAGUCCUUCAUCUUGACUCAAGCCAACAACAAUUGGUUUGUCUUGAACGACAUCAUGAGACUCGCAAACAUCUAA
This is a messenger RNA of Entamoeba invadens IP1, 381 nucleotides long. Its product is annotated as nuclear transport factor, putative. The transcript has a single exon. The coding region runs from base 1 to 381 and encodes 126 amino acids. The record is from RefSeq and is a predicted model, not a curated record. Gene Ontology annotation, biological process: protein import into nucleus. Lineage: Eukaryota; Evosea; Mastigamoebida; Endamoebidae. Gene Ontology annotation, cellular component: nuclear pore central transport channel.